CCUUACGCUACAGAAGUCUCUCUCCGGCGGGACCGUUUCCGCACCAGAAACCCUAGACCGAUCCUCCUCCAUCGCCAAUCUCUCUCUCUGUCUCUCUCUCUGUCUCUCUCUCUCUCUCUGUGGCGGAGGAAGCGAUUGAGGCGAGCGAGAUGGGAGGAGGAAUGGCGGCGGCGGAGCGGGAGCAGGGGAAGAAGAAGCCGAGGAAGCGGAACCGCGAGGAGUUCUCUCCCUUCGGCAACUACAGAUACUACUACGGCUAUCGCAUAAGUCAGGGAUUGGAUGAAGAUCCGCGGUUGAAGGUCUUGAAGCGGGAGUGGUUCCAAGGCAAGGAUUGUCUCGACGUCGGCUGCAACAACGGGCUCCUCACUAUCCGCAUCGCACAAAAGUUUUGCUGCCGGAGCAUUUUGGGAAUUGACAUUGACUCAAACCGAAUUGAGGAUGCACAUUGGAUCCUCAGGAAAGCUGCAAGAAUGCAAUCUGCUGGUAAGAGUGAUUCAAAGACUUUGGAAUCAAGGGCUGAAGAGAGACCAGAUGAUUAUGCACAGGACCUUAACCUGUCAAAAGAUGGGGAAACAAGGAAAUGUACAAAGAACCAUUCUUUUUCAGAGAAGAGAGAUCUCUUUGAGGUCGUGUCUUUCCAGCGGGAAAAUUUUGUUCUAGCUCGGGCUGAUGCUCAUGAAAGCUAUGAUACCAUUCUUUGUUUGAGCGUGACGAAGUGGAUUCAUCUGAAUUGGGGUGACGAGGGGAUAAUUACUUUGUUUUCAAAGAUCUGGCAACUUCUUAGACAGGGUGGCAUUUUUAUCUUGGAGCCUCAACCUUGGCGUUCAUAUGAAAAAAAUCGCUUGGUGUCCAAGGCAACAGCGGAGAAUUAUGAAGAGAUCGAGUAUCCACCAGAGGAUUUUCAGGACAUACUUCUUGAUAAGAUAGGCUUUAGGACGGUAGAGGACCUUACCUCCGGUUUGUCAGGGACCAAUGCCGGAUUCAAUAGACCCAUAUUGGCAUUCCGGAAAUAAUUAAACGGGAAAAGCUGCAAUUUUGGACUGAAGUUUGGUACUUGCGGUGAAGUCCAUCUCAUGGGGGGAGAUGUUUUUGAAAGGGACAGAGACUAGUCGUGUGCAAAGCGGACUCACAAAGCAUGCUGGCAUGAUAUUGUUCCGGCAUACAGCACCACCUUGAUACAACCUCUGUUCGGGAUUAUCGACACUGUAAGCAAGUGCCUCCAGACGAAAGUUGCGAGGGGAUCUCCAAGUUCCCAUGCAAAUUGUGGUUUCGAAUCUGUUAGUGGUUUGCGUUAGGCCUCACUGGGGAUGGCCCCGAUCCUAUUUGUGAGAACAUGCACUUAGCCGAAUGGAAAAGAAAGACGUACAAAUUUUUAACUUGUGCAGCAAUUAUUCAAACGUUCUUCCCAUUCACGUUGUCUCAACUUUGAAAUUUCUUGGCUCUACAUAUGCUCAGGCUAGUGAUAUCCGUUAAGUC
Messenger RNA from Eucalyptus grandis, 1476 nucleotides. RefSeq names its product probable RNA methyltransferase At5g51130. Bases 150 to 1013 code for a protein of 287 amino acids. Gene Ontology annotation, molecular function: snRNA binding; RNA methyltransferase activity; O-methyltransferase activity. Gene Ontology annotation, biological process: snRNA modification. The record is from RefSeq and is a predicted model, not a curated record. Lineage: Eukaryota; Viridiplantae; Streptophyta; Magnoliopsida; Myrtales; Myrtaceae. The transcript has 8 exons.